GUAGCACUAUCCACUUUUCUUGACUUUAAUUAGUCGCGAAAUAAAUACAACUUCAAAAUAAGUGAUAAAUUGAACUCGACAAAGUAUUGUCAUCUUUUAUAAUGAACCUGCAAGAUUUCUGCCAAUCUCUGCCAAAACUGGAGCUUCAUGCCCACUUGAACGGCUCUCUCGGUACAGAUACUUUAAAGAAAUUGUAUAAAAUGCAAAAUCCAAAUUCAGAGGACUGUGAGAAUAUAAUUACGAACGUCGAAAAGUUUUCAUCGUUAAGCGAAUGUUUCAAAGUAUUCGAUGUAGCACAUUCCUUAACAGUAACACCAGAAGCAGUUUUCCAUUCAGCAUAUGAUGUAAUUGAGGAAUUCAAUGCAGAUAAUGUAAUAUAUUUAGAACUUAGGAGCACACCUCGUGCUAUCGAUGGGCAAAUGUCGAAACAAGAAUACAUAGAAGCAAUUAUAAAAGCAUUUCGGCUCUGCAAAACUGAUUUUCCAGACAUACUUGUAAAGCUUUUGAUAUCUAUUAAUCGUAAGCAAGGGUACAAGUCAGCAGAGGAGAACAUAGAUUUAGCAAUAAAUUUCUUUAAAAAAUAUCCACAGUACAUUGUUGGUCUUGAUCUCAGUGGAGAUCCAAUGACUGGAGAUGCAUUUUUAGAAUUAUUGAAAAAAGCAAGAAUAGCUGGCUUGAAAAUAGCUGCCCAUUGCGCAGAGAUUUCAAAUGAAAUAGAGACAAAAGACAUCCUUGAAUUUAAACCCGAUCGAUUAGGUCAUUGUACUUGUGUUCAUCCAAAUUUACAGGGGUCAAAUAAACUGUUGGAUAUGUUGUUUACUUCAAAAAUUCCUGUAGAAUUGUGCCUAACAUCAAAUGUUCGGUGCAAGACAGUACCUUCUUACGAGUCCCAUCAGUUCAAAUAUUUUUAUGAAGCUAAACAUCCUAUUUGCCUUUGUACCGACGAUAAAGGCAUUUUUCAUACAUCCUUGUCUAAAGAAUACGCCAUAGCUAGUUCAACGUUUGGUCUAGGACGAGAAGAACUCGUAACAUUGUCUAUGUUAGCCGUGCAAUAUGCUUUUGCAACAGCAGAAGAGAAGAGUCUGCUGUUGUCUAGGAUCGAAGGAUUUAGUUGUGAAACGAAUAAAUGA
Messenger RNA from Hylaeus volcanicus, 1130 nucleotides. It is a transcript of the gene Ada, whose product is annotated as adenosine deaminase-like protein. Gene Ontology annotation, molecular function: adenosine deaminase activity. Gene Ontology annotation, biological process: adenosine catabolic process; inosine biosynthetic process. Lineage: Eukaryota; Metazoa; Arthropoda; Insecta; Hymenoptera; Colletidae. The transcript has 8 exons. The record is from RefSeq and is a predicted model, not a curated record. The coding region runs from base 102 to 1130 and encodes 342 amino acids.